Messenger RNA from Aspergillus nomiae NRRL 13137, 1161 nucleotides. RefSeq names its product glycosyltransferase family 32 protein. Lineage: Eukaryota; Fungi; Ascomycota; Eurotiomycetes; Eurotiales; Aspergillaceae. Gene Ontology annotation, biological process: mannosyl-inositol phosphorylceramide biosynthetic process. The record is from RefSeq and is a predicted model, not a curated record. The transcript is spliced from 3 exons. Bases 151 to 1161 code for a protein of 336 amino acids. Gene Ontology annotation, molecular function: mannosyltransferase activity.
UAGCAGAUUUGAUGCAUCAUCUGUCAACUUGAGAUAUUUGGAUACGGCAAGCUCGAUGAGGGCUGUCGAUGCUCGAACUUCUCUAUACAUGUUUAUAACCUAGACGUUUGUUACUACGAAAUUCGAAGCCACACAGGUCUUUGCUUCAAAAUGGUAGCUGACUCGCCAUUUGGCUGCCUCUCUCGGCGGAGGGUCCAGCUCAUCCUCUCCAUCUCCGUCUUUCUUUUGCUCCUCUCCUAUCCCUUCCGUUCAUCUAUCGUACCCUCGGUGGUGCCAGCUAACUCGCCCCCAAUCGCCCGUGAACUGCCUGCUCGCACUCUAUUAUCGCGUCCACUAUCCCACGAUGGAACCACGAUUCCUAAGAUCAUCCAUCAGACAUGGUUUCCAGCGGGCAGCAACAUGAGCGAGCGUGCUCAAGAAUGGGUACAUGGCAUGCGUACGCAGAACUCGGACUGGGAAUAUGUGCUUUGGGAUGACGAAACCAAUCGAAUGCUGGUUGAACAGUAUUUCCCUUGGUUCUUGCAGACUUAUGACAGUCUUCCGAAAGAAAUCCUCCGGGCGGACGUUGUCCGUAAUUUUUAUAUGUAUUUGUUUGGCGGGAUGUACGCCGACGUGGAUACCGAAGCCUUGCGCCCUGUCGCGCCGCUGUUUGCCGGGCAUGAAACCGCUCUUGCUGCACACCAAGACACCCUCUCGUCUGCCCCGACGUUUCAAAAAGCCACCGUGCAGCGCGCAUUCCUAGGUCGCAUGGCUCGCACUGUAGAUAUUCUGAGCUCCGCUGCGGUGCCCAACGGCUGGAUGGCAUCGCCGCCAGGUCACCCGUUUUGGCUUCUUCCGGUUCUCAACGUGAUCGAACACCCGGAGGGAACCGGGGAUGGAUCUGUCGAGGCAUGCAUGCAAGACGAUUCAACGGCGGCAGCAUCCUGGCAGUUGUUUUGCGACGAGAGUGAGCUUGCCAUGGGCGCGCACAUCCAAGACGCGCUGGUGCUCCUGCCGGAGAAGCAGAUCUACCCCUUCAGCUGGGUGGAUGAUGCGAACAAUGCCUCCGUUUGCCAGGCGGCGUGGGAGAACCCGACGUUCGAUCCGGAGGAGUGCAAACGAUUGAUGGAGGUGGAAGCUUGGCCUAGUUACUUUAUUACGUAUUGUACCCAUUCGUGGUGA